CUAAAAAUAACAGUUAAGCUGUUAAGUAGUGAACAAAUUUUCUUCUCAAUACUUGUCUAGUCUGGGUUUCAGAGGGUUCCUAUACUAGGAAAAAACAGCGUGGAUACAUAGAAUCACAACUGUAAUUUGCGUCCUUAAAAAUGAAGAAAAUUAUUGUUUUGACUGUAAUACUCAUUCUGUUACCGCUGUGCGUCAGUGGCACCAUCUACUAUGCCGAUGAAAAUAACGGCGACGAUUUAAAUGACGGGGACGGCAUUUCCUCUGCAUUCGCAAGCAUCAAGCCUUGCAUUGACGCUCUGACGAAUCCUGGUGACGAAUGCCACAUUCGGAGUGGCCGCUACCAUCAAUCAGAAUUCCAGAUUUCUGGUAAACAUGGCAGUGCAGAUCAACCCAUGCUCAUUCGUGGCUAUCAGAACGAGAUUCCAGUUAUCGAUGGAACAAUCCCGCUGACGCCUGAAGCUGGUUGGGAACUUGGAGAAGAUGGGAUUUACAGCGCCCAAAUAGAGCGGGAUAUCUGGCAGCUGUUCGUGGAUGGUGAAAUGAUGACCAACGCUCGAUGGCCAGACUCUCUGUGGUCGGACAAAACUAUUUUCUUGAACAAAUUCUGGGGAAAGUCUGCCAAGAGAUCAAGGCGUGGAAAAAUGAUCGAUAAUGGCGAGCAGAACUUAGCUGGAAGUGGCUUAAACGCGACAGGAGCCAUGGCUAUUCUAAACAUCGGUAGCUUCAAUACUUUCACUGCUAUCGUAAAAAGCCACACAACCGGACAGAACUUUUUCACUUACCACGACACGUUUGGUAAGAUCGACUUCAAGCCGUUCCAGAAUCAGUAUUUCCUGGAAGAUAAACUAGAAUUUCUUAAUAAAGCUGGUGAAUGGUUCUACAACAAGAACACAAAAACUGUUUACGUGAAAACGCUGGAUGGAAAAAGUCCUGAAGGAAGGAUACGUGGAAAGGUACAGACGUAUGCUUUCACCAUUUCCAAUUGUCAGCAUCUGCAUUUCAAGCAGUUGACUUUCUUUGGCACCACCUUAAAAGCGCAACCAAAACGUAGACGAGAUGUGAUACAUGGCCUCUCCUUCCACUCGAUCAGUUUUAACUUUCCCUCUUAUUCCAAGCGCAUGCUUGGUGAUACCGCUCCUCCGUUAUGGACAGUCAUCCGGCCAAACCGCCGUAAUAGCUUCCAGUUAAUAAACAGCACCUUCUUCGGAACCGACGGGGUCGCGCUGGAGUACCAAGGAAACGGAGUGCUGAUACAGAACAAUCUGUUUGAGUACAAUGAUUGGUCUGUGGCCCUCAUGCAAAGGCCGAAUGGUGGGUUAGGAACUGUGAUAUCGAACGGCAUAAACGACCGGUUUAUUCGAAACACGUUGCGUUUCAACGGCGCCAUCAAUGCAUUCCGUCCCAAUGGACCUAAUCCCGUUGUCAAACUGAACCACAUCCACCAUCAGUGUUGGGGAGUUUUACAGCAUGACGGAGCCGGUGUUCAGUUCCAGAGAAACGCACAGACGAAUGGUCUUUCGCAAAACAACUGGGUCCACUCAAGCCCUAAGCUUGGUCUCCGCUUUGACGCAGGGAAGCCCCCACACUUCGGACAUAACGGCACAUUGAAGGCAAACGUGGUAUGGAAAUGUGGCGGGAUUAUGGUUAAAGGCAAUUUCCAGACAGUGGUCAACAAUCUCGCUUUCGACAAAAGAAACGAUUACAGUGGAGAUAAAACGGUUGGUGGCUGCACUUUGUGUGUUCUUGGGCGCUUUCCUCAAAAGGCGGUUGCGAUGAACCGUGAGUCUGUGGUUCUGAGGAACGCCGCGGACGUUGCAAGCAGUGGCAAGAUUAAACGGGUUAGAUAUCCUUUCCCGGGGCGGCGGGUCAAGUUUAACGUGAUCGGUGAUGUGCGGAAAGAAGUCAUGGAUGCGGACAAUUUGGACUUCCGGCCCCGGGAAGGCUCCAAGUACAACAAGCAUAAGGUUGGACCUUACCUUUACAAUCCUUACAGCAGAUAUUAUUGGAUUCCUGGAAGGCAGCUUUAUAAGUCCAGCACUCCUGUUCCCCCGGAUGGUAGUACCACCGUUAAGUCUGAUAGAGACGCUGUCAUGUGGUUAAACGCCUUCGGUGCCUCGACUCAUCACGUAUAUUUUGGCAUGAACCAGGCGACAGUUGCCGAAGCAACACCGAUGUCACCCGAAUACCGCGAGAAAAUCAGCAGCGAUGGUAACGUGUAUUACCUUUCCGGAAGACUCGAACCAGGUUCCAUCUAUUACUGGCGGGUGGAUGCUGAAAUUGACGACGAAACCACUUACAUAGGAGACGUAUGGUCAUUUCAAACGGAGUGGUGAGGAACGUCGACAACAGGAGGAAACAGACAAAAGAUGUUUUGAACGAAACGUUGAUGUCCUUAAUGUUGAAUGACUGUAUUAAUUUUAUGAUUGUACCGUGAAUUUCUAACAGUGUAGAGAAUAAGUUGUUUUCUAUAUUAAGAAGCAAUUUUUAGAUAUAAAAGUACAAGGUAAAUUUCACUUUCUUUUGGGAACUGGAAAUGCUAAAUUAAAACAAAUCAUUGAUUGAAACGUUUACGUGUUUUUCAUAGUUGGCUUACUCAAAUUUAUACAAUUUUUAUUUGUCACUCGUUGGUUCCGACCGAUAGACGUUUUCCAGAGCUGCGCGAUUUAAUUUUGCUCCAAGACAAGUCCAAGUGAAAACGUAUCAGGACUGAUUAUUCCACGUGUUGCCAUCUUGAAUAUUUGCUUUUAGCUGUUAACCUUUUUGAAGUGAAAUGCGUAACUAAGAAAAUUAAAAGACUGAGCAAACAAUGUUGGAUCACCAAAGGUCGUUCAUAUAAAAAAAACACCUCUUAUGUGCCUUCCGUUCAAAU
This is a messenger RNA of Orbicella faveolata, 2869 nucleotides long. RefSeq lists its product as uncharacterized. The record is from RefSeq and is a predicted model, not a curated record. Lineage: Eukaryota; Metazoa; Cnidaria; Anthozoa; Scleractinia; Merulinidae.